CCAUUACAGUAUAUUAGCAUAUUAUACUAUAAACACAGGAGUCGAAAUCUUUGCAACCCCAGCUUUUCAUUCAAGAGAAUUUAUUGACUUGUCUGGAUUUAUUGAGGAAAUUUGGAAUUAUUUGUGAUGGUUUAUUUGUAGAAUUAGUAGGAUGCUGCACAAUAAGAAGAUUGUAGCUGUAGUUAUACUGAUAUGUGCUGUUUGCCUGACAACUUCACAAGAUUGUCAAGCAAGGGAUGAGGCCGCUGCUAUAGCAGAAGAUCCGACCAGAGAGUGCAGAAAAGAAUGUUUAAUAAAUGCGGAUUGUACAGGCAACAAGUCUUGCCUGUGUGAUGAUAAGUGUGGAUUGUCAUGUUAUAACCCCGAUGCUGAAUGUCCUGACUUAACCGGCACCUUGGCUAAUGGAGUCGUAUCGAUGCCAGAUGGCCGCAAAUAUGGCGCUAAGGCCAAGCAUACUUGCAAUGCUGGAUAUUACAGAGUAGGGAUAGAAAAAAGAAUUUGUAGAUCUACAAGGAAAUGGAGCCACGUUCAAACUAAUUGCACAAGAGGCUGUGAUCUACCUCCAACCGUUGAUGGCGCCUAUGCUGACACAGAUACUGACAUUCUUGGCUAUCAACCUGGGCAAACGGUCACGUACAAAUGCAACACAGGUUACGAGGGGGGAGGGAACUUUAUGAUCAAUUGUCAAACUGAUUAUGAGUGGUCGCCUGUCAAUUUUUAUUGCCAAAGAAAGAAUUGUGGAGCCCCUGAAACAAUUUCUAAUGGUGCCUACACAGGAACGAGUUUCUUAUUCGGCGAUUCUAUUACUUAUUAUUGUAACACAGGAUAUGACAUCUCGGGUACAGCGACUCGGAAAUGUAUGGCUGAUGCAAAAUGGUUACCUGAGGAAGCCCCGCCAACUUGCAAGAUACGUACUUGUCCUGCACCCAAAGCGCCUGAACACGGGACUGUGGACACAUCGACCGCACCUGACUUGGAGUAUAAUCAGAUUGUGACUUAUAAAUGCGACACAGGUUAUAAAAUGCAAGGCUCUAACACCGGAACUUGCGACGAAAAUGGAAGCUGGGGGGCUUUACCAACAUGUUUAGUCGCUAUUGAAUGUGGUUUUGAAGAAUUAGCCACUUCUACAUGUGGCUACACGGUUGUGAGUGGAACGUUUACUAGAACAUACAGAGAUGCGGACGGUACGGGCUUCCCAGGCUAUGCACUCGUUGGUAAUGGUACAAUCCGCUCCGGGGCCUUGCCUUUGGCUGGGAAUGAUGAACAAUGCAUGAGUGUCGACAUAAAAGGCGUAGACGAUGGCGAACUGGUAGCUUACGCAUAUAAUGGAGCAGAAACAGAAGCAAUUUGGCCAUUUUCUGCCUCAACCAAUUGGAAAACUGAGAAAUUUAAGUUGAAAAAAGUUAAGUCUGCGGACACUGAGGUACAACUUGAACUUGUGGCAACGGGGGAUGUGGAAUUGGACAACAUCAAGACUUUGUCCUCUUCGGACUGUGAUGGUCUAGAUACACCAUGUGCUAAACAAACUCUCGACCACGGAAAAGUUGAUCCUGAGAAAGACUUGUAUAUCAAGGAUGAGGCGGUCACUUACUUAUGCGACGAUACUUACACCUUGGAAGGGGGGUCGACAGGAACAUGCAAAGCUGACGGUUCUUGGUCUACAACACCAGUUUGCAAACCAACUCCAACCACAACUGCAUCUGAGACUCCAACUACCACCAGUGCUGUGGAACCCACUCAAACCCCUACAGCUCCGACCACCACUGCAUCUGAGACUCAAACAACCACCGGUAUGUUGGAACCCACGCAAACCUCUACAGCUCCGACCACCACUGCAUCUGAGACUCAAACUACCACCGGUAUCUCGGAACCCACGCAAACCUCUACAGCUCCGACCACCACUGCAUCUGAGACUCAAACCACCACCGGGUCUGUGGAACCCACGCAAACUUCUACAGCUUCUUCUGUCACCACCUCAUCUACAACUCCAUCCACCACUCAUUCUCCAGGAUCGACAGAAAGCCCAGCUACAGCUCCAAUCACCAACACCUCUCUAGGGACUCUUGCCACCACCUCUCUAGAGACUCCUACCACCACCACCAGUGAUAUAGAAGGACGAGUAGAGAAGCCAGGUUCUGGGACUCCAGCCACCCCUACCAGCACAUCGACUACAGAUUCUACAGGAGGAAAACCUACGUUGUCCACCCCAUCACCCCAUGUACCUUUCCCACCAUGGGCUAUAGCUAUUAUAGUUAUUGCAUUGCUUGCAAUCGGAGGGAUCGGUGGUUACUUCGGCUACAAAGCCUUUAGCAACUCGAAAGGGAAAGAUAAGGGAUACACCUCAGCGACUCCAGAAGCAGGUCGCGCUCCUUCACCACCGUCCAACAACGUAGCUCCGACUCCAACUACUACUGUAUAAAGAUACUUAAAUCUGUUAUAUCGAGGGUUUCAACCCGAAAGGGCGAAACUUGAAUAAGCUGUUUUUAAAAAAUUUGAAUGAUGAUGUAUGCUUUUUAUUUUGAACUUUUUUUGUUUAAAUACUUUGGUGAAUGCUGCUUUGGUUCAAGCUGAACUAUGAUCAGAUGCUAGCUUGAAGCAAACCAUUUGUUUUCAUUCUCAAAAGAAAUAUAUUUCAAAAUUCGAGCUUUUGCCUUUCUGUCUAAAACCCUCUAUAUGUGUAAUUUCUGAAUCAGAUGUUUAUGACAAUAACAUGAAAUGCUUUCAGUACCACCUCUUUUGGGGAUUCCCCUACUUAUUAGUCUCUAGAUUGAACAUCAGAAACAUAUUGAGAAGUUUUCAGUACCUCCUCUUUUGGGGAUUCCCCUACCUAUUGGUCUCUAGAUUGAAUAUCAGAAACAUAUUGAGAAGUUUUCAGUACCUCCUCUUUUGGGGAUUCCCCUACUUAUUGGUCUUUAGAUUGAACAUCAGAAACAAUGUAUGAAAAAUUUCAGUACCUUUGGGGAUUUUCCUACAUAUCGUCGAACCUUAGAUUGAACAUCAGAAAAUCUCUCAAAACAGCCCACCACUGUAUAACAAAUGAUCAGGACAAAUCAUUAGGACAAAAAGUUUUAAUCAUUCAAGCUUUGACAUUCAUAAUUUCUGAAUCUGGUGUAUAAGCCUAUUGAGGAGUUUGUCUCUUGCCUCAAAAGGGCCCUAAAAACUAGUCUAAAAAUCCCACUUUCAUCAAGAAAGUCUCUUUAUAAUACGGUUAAGUCUUGUCUCCGUAAAAUAUUCCAUGAAGGAAAUUUUCAAUGGGUGAAACUUUCCAGAGGGAGAAAUUUUAUAACAAGGGUUCACAGCAGACCUGGCUUUUUGCUGAAUGAUUGUACUUGAAUUUUACUUGAGACUCGUGACUUUAUUGCUACACAUUUUAUCUUUUAUCAAUGUUUAUCUGAAUAACACUAUGGCCAUGACAUUUCUUCUUAAGCUUGGAAUACAGAGGAAGAAUGCUUUUAUUGGAAUUUAGCUUAUUUCUCAUGACAAUUUUUUUGUGACAUUACAUUAGUUGCGUUUUUAAAUUUUGUUUGCUUGAAAAAUUUUGAGGCUCAAAACUGGGAUUCAUUGAUAUACUUUUGUGAAUUUUUAAAGUGUACCUUAUGAAGGUAUGUUAUCACAUUCAUACUCGAGAGAGGAAAGCUGAUAAUAUGGCUUAUCUUCUUGUGAACCAUAAGCGUCCCGUCCAUUAUAUAUUUGAUUUGAUGUAAAUAUUGCUUUUGCUAUUUCAAUCAAAGUUUCAAUUUAGAUCAGAAUUUUUUAGAAGACUCCGUUACGUUUCACUUAUCAGCAUAGCUAAGGUACAAAGCCUCAAUGACCUUGAGGGGCCACAAAGACGCAAGACUGAUUUUAUUUUCCCUUGCCAAGAAAACUUUUCAUUCUUUCCAGUUUCAUUAUUUCACAGGGUGUCUUCACUUUGUUGAGCAUGAAUUGUUUGAAAAUAAUGGGAUUUGGAAUCUACCAAUCAAAGUAAUACUAUAAAUAUCACUGGAACUGUAAACAGAGGGGGGAGGGGGCAUGAGUGCCAAAAGCCUCCAGAAGGGAGCCAUGAGCAUAAAUGGUCAGGAAUCACUGCAUUGAGCUAUAUUGAACAAUUUUAAUAUUAAACCUUACUUAUUAUAUUUUGAGACAAUUACCAUGCAUACUCAAUUAAAAAUGAAAAAGACUCAGAGCAAAGUUACGAUAUCUUGAAUGCGAAAAGCAACCGGAUCUAUAUAGAAUUAUGGUAAUGCACUAUGCACUGAAACAUAAAUAAUUAAUCGAAAGGGUAACUUUAACAUUUUACCGAAUAAUUUAUUUUUUUUGAUUACCGUGAAACACUUGCCAUCUUUUAUUUUGUUACAUAUCCCCUUAAGUUCAGUAGUAAAAUGAAAAAUUUGAAAAAUCCAUGAAAUGGAACCUAUUGGGAAUGUGGGGUACAGUGAGUAUUAAGUACAUAUUGUUUUUGUUGGGUACACUGGCAAUAAAUGAUGUUUCUUUUAGACAAGGCUUUGUGCAAUCAGCCACACUUAUUUAAGGAACUUCUCUUUUUUGAAUGCCCGAAAUCUUUCUUUCAACACUGCUACCCAAUUUAUUUCACCCUGGGUAACUAUGGGUUGUUUUCAUUGGGAUACAUGGGGCAAUAAUUGUCUUUUAUGUGACGUUUUCGCUAAGAUUUGAUUUUGUCAAUUGUUCGGUACUUAUGUAAUGUAUAAUUUUUGUGGCUCAACGAUUCCUCAAAUAUAACGCUGAUCAGAAAACAAUUUUCUCAAAAAGUUCAUUUUUUUAAAUUUUUAUUUGCUGCUUUCAUCAGCAAUUAUGCUGUCUUUUGUCAAAAUAAUUGUUUUUCACAAAGUGAAUGCAGAGCAGUGGUACCUGAUGUAUUUCCCAAGAAAUUGAAUCAAAUUCAAUUAUUUUUUGUUUUUAAGCCUUGUAUGAUGUCACUUUCUAGAUAAGAUGAUGUCAUCUUUAGUAUGACGUCACAUAUUCGUAUUUUUUUUCUAACAAACCCCUUCAGCCUAUUUAGAUCCUGGAUUCGCUUAAGUCUAAACCAGUGUUUUUCAAACUUUUUUGAUCACAACCUACUUGGCACAGCCAAAUUUAUUACACUCAAAGGAACUAAAUAAAAUAAAAAUAAAAAAAAAUUUAAUAAUACAGAAAUAAUAAAAUUUACAAUGCCUUUAAUAGGAACAACGUGCUUUCAUAAUCUUGCACAAAAGAUUGAAUUUCGGUGAUGGUGGUUCUCAGUACUGGUUCUAAAUCUUACGAAAUUUAUAUAUUUUGUUUUGACAUUAGUUAUUGGUAAAAAAGAUUUUACCGCAACCCCAUAUGAGCCCUUUCGCGAUCUACUGAGGGGGUAGGGACCCCUAUUUUGAGGUCGUGAAUCUAAACAAAUUGCCUAUAUUCCCGAAAUCAAAAAUCUCUGGAUGGGGACACUGCUCUGGAGUAAUUAUAGUUGAAUAAUUUCUGUUUUGUAUGUUUUUAUUUUUAAAAAAGUAGUGCAUGAUGAUAAUAAAUGUUUUGCCGCUUUAUGACGUCAUUUUAUGUAGUAGUUACGUCAUACCUUACGUUGUAUUUCGUGCAAAUAUGAAACACCAAGCGUGUAUAAAUAAAUGGUGUGGAUCUAAUUGUUAUGAAAAUUAAUAAACUAAAGGAUGUAA
This is a messenger RNA of Styela clava, 5633 nucleotides long. The record is from RefSeq and is a predicted model, not a curated record. NCBI's taxonomy places the organism in Eukaryota, Metazoa, Chordata, Ascidiacea, Stolidobranchia, Styelidae.